UGUAAUGGCCGUUAGAAAGUGUUCGCCCGGUAAAUACAAACACAAACAAGGACGAUGCAAGUUUUGAACAAAUCGUAAUCGCUUCUCUCCGUUUAGCAGAUUAAUAACACUCCUGAGCAAUAUGUUAACUUGUAUUUACUGCAGUUAAAACAGUUACGUAAGGCUGAGUUCAACUUCUAUCAAAGAUGAAUUCGAGCGUGAGGUCAGAUGUCCUCGAUCCUUCAAUGGGCAGUUUUAAACAUGUGUUUCGUGGAAUAGAGUACGUUGUAACCCUAAUGAUAGACGGGGAUAAAGAAACCUUUGUCCUUGAAGUAGAAGAUAGGCUUACAUCUGAUCAAUGGAGAGGACAGUUUGACGCUAGAUAUAUAGAAGACUUGACACACAAGACUGGAAACUUUAAACAAUUUACAGUUUUUGUGAAUAUGCUUGAGAGUGCUCUUGCAAAGGGCAGUAAUUCAGUAUCUGUUGACCUUUUGACAUAUGGUGACCUUGAAUCCCUUCGAAAUCAACAACAUCACAGAACUGGAUAUGGAACUCAGCACAUACCUGGUGCAAAAACAAGAUCACAACUACAUUCCAAGAGAUAUCUUAUUAUGACUUAUACUGUAGAGUUUGACAGGAUACAUUACCCUCUCCCUUUACCAUAUGUGGGAAAACCAGAUCCAGUUCAGUUACAGGAAACAAUAAGAAAACUGAGAGAAGAAAACCAACAUCUGAAAGAGCAGCUUAUGAAAGGUUCAAGAACUGCAGUACUGACACAUCUUCAAAAGGAGAAUGAUAAGCUUACCAAGGAAAAGUUGGAAAUACAAAAACAGUUUGAGGCAUUUCAAAGGGAAGUAAAGCACACUUCAAAGGCAAACACAGCUAAGGAAAUAAGAGUCUUGAAAAAAGUUGUGCAGAACCUGGAGAGUGAACUGAUGAAAGAAAAAAAUAAGUACCAAAGAACAAUUAAUAAGAAGAAUGAAGAACACAGGAGCAUUGUUGAAGAGCUGGAGGAAAUCCGUGCAAAUGAGCGAAAUUUAAGAGCAAGAUGUAGAAGUUUAACAAACGAACUGGCCGUGUUAAAACGAGGUCCCAGGCCGUCACCAGCCCAAACUAGUGGCUCGGCAACGAGAAGAGGCCGGGCUCCUCGACGAUCCAUCUCCCAGGAAAGAAGACCACCAUCAAAGCAAUCAUCUGGCAUGCGCAGUAGAACACCUUCACCAGCUGGUGGCAGACUCCCUCGGUUUGACCCCACGGCAUACGUGAAAGAAAAACAAAGAAAACAGAAGGAGGCUGAUGAAGCCAGAGGGGUUGAUUGUCCUUUUAUUGUCCCAUUACAUUUUUUUAAAAGAUCGCUUUCCAGCGGAUCUGCGAGAAGAGGACGAUCGAGGUCCCUAUCGGCAGAUCGUUUACCUCGCAAAGGCCCUAGUUCAGGAACAAGGAAUCCGGGGAGCGCCUGGUCUUCAGGUGGUAAAAGAAGAACCUCGUCCAACGGGAGCCUGGGAACAAGGCGAUCGUCCCAGUCUUCGUUAGACAAGGAUUACAUGUCUGAUGACAUGGAGCAUGCGCAACGACGACGGCCAAGAACUAGACCCAGUAACAAUUCAACAGGGAAGACGAGGACUGUUGCAAAGAAAAGCUCGUGGUACAGCCCUGUGGACUCGGACAUGGAGCGGGACAUGGCAGUGAAAGUGGGACGAGUUCCUUAUUCCAGCACCCCGGAGAAUAGUCUUUCACACUCCAGAGCGUCUGAGAAGCACCAUCAUCGUGGCUCGCCAUUACGAGACAUUGGCAACGAGUCCCUGAACAGGUCAGCGGAAAUGAUGGAAAUUGAUGCGCGGCUAAACGCAUUACAGAAGUUUAUGAAAGAGAAUAUGCCGUGAUGCUUCGAUAGAUAUGCGACUUUUUUUACCAAGUGUGGAUAUUCAUUUAACCUGUAGUAUCACUGCAACAGAAAUCAAGGAAAUUAUUCAAUGGUCUUGUUACUGGUUGCAAUAAUGAUACAGUACAGUAGACCAAUUAAUCAUCAUUGCACCAAUAUUUUUAGUAGGAAAUGAUUUUAACCAUUAGUUUUAUACUGUAUGUAUUUUUUUUUUGUCUUAAACUAUGUCGUUGCUUUUAGGUUAUUGUAUUCUUAAAUGUAAAUAAAUGAUUUAUGAUCUACAGUCGAAGAUAAAGUUUGUUUUGUAUAACUUUAAUCAGUGGUUAACAGCUACGAAACUUGAAACAUUUAUGGGAAUUUUGAGGCCGUGUGAUGAAAGUUUUCAGUUAUGACUCCUUUGCUAUCUCGUUAAAGACGCUAUUUAGUUGAGAAAUCGUCAAAUAUGAGUUUCCUUUACGAACGUAUC
Stylophora pistillata is the source of this 2330-nucleotide messenger RNA. RefSeq names its product centrosomal protein CCDC61. The record is from RefSeq and is a predicted model, not a curated record. NCBI's taxonomy places the organism in Eukaryota, Metazoa, Cnidaria, Anthozoa, Scleractinia, Pocilloporidae. Gene Ontology annotation, cellular component: ciliary basal body.